AUGCUUCUUUCUUUCUUUUCUCUGACCGGAUUGCUGGCGAUCGUCGGAGCCUUUCACAUCCCCGGCAGGGGCUUCGAUCGGUUUAUCUCCAUCUGGCUGGAAAACCAGGAUUUUGCCAAAGUCGUUAAAGAUUCCCACAUCGCUGAUCUCAAGAAGGACGGGAUUUUGCUCACCAACUACUACGCGCAUACCCACCCCAGCCAGGCCAACUAUAUUGCAGCACUCGCUGGAGACUACUUUGGUCUAAACCACGACGAACCGGUCCGACUCCCGUUAAACAUAUCGACCAUCGUGGAUCUUCUCGACUGGAGGGGUCUGUCAUGGAAAGCGUACAUGGAAGACAUCCCCGGCCCAGGCUACUUGGCGGCUGCCAGCGACGGGCAAACAGGUGAUGGGAAGUGGGACUAUGUACGGAAACAUAACCCCUUUGUGUCAUUUGACUCCAUCAACCUGAACGGAUCCCGCCUGCUCAAUAUCGAAGGGUUUGACGACUUCAAGACGGACUUCGAGAAGAAAAAGGUGCCCCAAUGGGUAUUCAUGUCUCCCAACCAAAUGAACGAUGGCCACAACACGUCUCUAGAGUAUGCGACAAAGUGGGCACAGGAUUUCCUGAAGCCAAUGCUAGUCCCUGGCGCCUUCAAAGAGCGCACGCUCAUCCAACUUACCUACGACGAGUCUGAAGAUCACGGAAAACCAAACAAGAUUGCGUCACUGCUCUUGGGCAGCGCGCUCCCCGAGGACAGAAAGGGGACGGAAGACAAGACCUUUUAUACGCAUUACUCAAUGUUGUCGACAGUUCAGUUCAACUGGGAGACGCCAAACCUAGGCCGGUAUGAUGUUGGGGCCAACAUCUUCCAGUUCGUGCAAGACCUCGGUAGCAGAGUGCUUGUACCGAACAAAGAUCCACCCAAUAUGGCCUCAGUGAACAAUUCGGAAUCGUAUUUUGGACCGCUUAAUGGGGAUGCGAGCAAGUUCCGUCCCUAUCCACCCCCGAAUCUUGCUCUCAACGGGUCCAGUGGACUCCCAAUUUUGGAGCGUACUCGUCUUCAAUGGGUCUUCCACAACCAGCCGACCCCAUACGACGGGAAUGGUACUCUUUAUGACGCCAAUUCCCAACCUCAGUACAUCCCGCAAGCUGUCCAGUAG
Colletotrichum phormii is the source of this 1146-nucleotide messenger RNA. RefSeq names its product phosphoesterase. Gene Ontology annotation, biological process: phospholipid catabolic process. Gene Ontology annotation, molecular function: hydrolase activity, acting on ester bonds. NCBI's taxonomy places the organism in Eukaryota, Fungi, Ascomycota, Sordariomycetes, Glomerellales, Glomerellaceae. The coding region runs from base 1 to 1146 and encodes 381 amino acids. The transcript is spliced from 3 exons. The record is from RefSeq and is a predicted model, not a curated record.